Molecule: messenger RNA, 2447 nt
Organism: Condylostylus longicornis
Lineage: Eukaryota; Metazoa; Arthropoda; Insecta; Diptera; Dolichopodidae
Gene: Rs1
Product: probable ATP-dependent RNA helicase DDX27
Exons: 5
Coding region: 69-2399 (776 amino acids)
Molecular function (GO): nucleic acid binding; RNA helicase activity; ATP binding
Source: RefSeq, a predicted model, not a curated record
UGUACAUAAAACGCACAUGUUACAGAUUAAAAAAAAAAUUGUUUUUUUUUUUUUUUGCUUGAAGAAAAAUGAUUCAAAAAGGUGAUUUAAUAAAAACUAUUGAUGAAGACGAAAAUGUUGAAAAUUUUUCAGAAGAUUCAGAUGUUGAAGUUGAAUAUCAACCAUCUAAAUUUCGUCAAAAGAAACUUACGGAUUUCAGUAAAGAAUUUCAGUUUGUGUCUUCUGUAAAGGAAUAUAAUUAUGAUACAUGGGAUGAUUUAAUGAAAUAUGUUAAGCGUAAAGCAAGAACGAAAACAGAUGAUAAGAUUGCUGAGCGUUUAAAAAAUCGUAAUCAAAAUGAAAAUGGACUAGAAAUUGAUUCUGAUGGUGAAGAGAUCGAUUUAUCCGAAGAUGAACUUAAACAUGAUGGUUUGCGUUUGAAAGAAAAAAAGCAAUCGAAACGUUCGCUAAAAAAAUUAAAAAAACUUGAAAAGGAAAAUGGCGAAAUUGUAAAAGAAGAAGAUAAAAUGGUUUUUGAAGAAGCUGAUAAUAAUGAAGAAAUCACAUCUUUUUAUCAAAUGAAUCUUUCAAGACCUUUAAUGCGGGCAAUAGGUGUUCUGGGAUAUAUUUAUCCUACACCAAUUCAAAUUGCUACAGUUCCAGUCGCUUUAUUAGGACGUGAUAUUUGCGGUUGUGCCGCAACUGGCACUGGAAAAACAGCAGCGUAUAUGCUUCCAACUUUAGAAAGACUGUUAUACAGACCUAUAAAUAACAAAACUGUAACAAGAGUUUUAGUUCUUGUUCCCACAAGAGAAUUGGGUGCCCAGGUUUAUCAAGUUUCUAAACAACUAUGUCAAUUCACAAGCAUAGAAAUAGGUUUAGCAAUCGGUGGCUUGGAUGUGAAAGCACAAGAAAAUGUUUUAAGACAGAAUCCUGAUAUUGUAAUAGCUACGCCUGGACGUUUGAUAGAUCACAUAAAAAAUACACCCAGCUUUAGUUUGGAUUCAAUUGAGGUUUUAAUUCUUGAUGAAGCGGAUCGCAUGCUGGAUGAAUAUUUUGCCGAACAAAUGAAAGAAAUCAUAGCUUCGUGUUCCAAAACACGGCAAACAAUGUUGUUUUCAGCGACAAUGACCGAGGAAGUAAAGGAUUUAGCUGCUGUAUCACUUGACAAACCUGUAAAAGUUUUUGUAAAUUCUAAUCAGACAGUUGCAUACAAUUUGCGACAAGAGUUCAUAAGAAUACGUGAAGAUAAGGAAUCCGAUCGUGAGCCGAUAUUAGCUGCUUUAAUUUGUAGAACAUUUCAUGAUCAUUGUAUGGUAUUUGUUCAAACCAAGAAACAAGCUCAUCGUUUGCACAUUCUUCUUGGGCUUUUGGGUGUGAAAGCGGGUGAAUUACAUGGAAAUUUAACCCAACAACAACGUUUAGAUUCUCUAAAAAAAUUUAAAGAGGAACAAAUUGAUAUUCUAAUAGCAACCGAUGUCGCUGCUCGUGGCUUGGAUAUAGUGGGUGUAAAAACAGUUAUAAAUUUUGUUAUGCCAAUUACUACAGAACAUUAUAUUCAUCGCGUAGGACGUACUGCAAGAGCUGGUCGAGCUGGAAUUUCGGUAUCACUAGCAGGGGAAAAAGAGCGUAAAAUAGUUAAAGAUAUUGUGAAAAAUUCUGAAAACACAGUUAAACAACGUUUUAUUCCACCAGAUAUAAUUGAAAAAUAUAGAAAAAAAGUUUAUGAAUUGGAAGCCGAAAUUCAAAACAUUCUCGAUGAAGAAGCAGCAGAACGUCAGAUGGCAAAAGCCGAACAACAAUUAUCUAAAACUGAAAGAAAAUUGAAAGGUGAACAAAAUGAAAAACGUGAUUGGUUUCAAACCAAAAUGCAACGUCUUCAAGAAAAAGAGAAAUUAUCGAUUAAUUCUGCUUUAACAACAAAUGGAAAUGUAGCUGGGCCAAAAUCAACCGUGAAAAGGAAAAAGCAACCUGAGUGGGGUGGUGAUGGUGAAGAUGGCCCACCAGUUAAUUCUUUAAAAAAACCAAAAAAAGAUACAAAACCUAAAACACCUGAGCAAUUGGCAAAAGAACGUGUUUUUAAAGAAAUGGAAAAAGUUUCGUUAGUUAGAGCUAAGAUUUCGAAACUUAAAAAUCGUCAAAGUAAAUUGAAUGCAGUCAAUGACAAAGAUAACGUUGUCAAAAAAGAUCGUGACGUGAUUAAAAAAACAAAGAAAAAAUCUAAUUUUACACAAGAUUUAACUGAUGUUACACGCGGAGGCGCGAAAAGGUUAAGAUCUGAGGCGAAUCGUCAUAUUAAAUUAGGCAAAUUGCGAGAGAAGAAAAAAACUAGUGCUGUAAAAAUUACAAACAAAGCUGGGAAAAAUAAAUUCAACAAAGGCAAAAACUUUGGAGGUCCAAGGCAUUCUAAAAAGAAGUGACGCUGUUAAAAAUUUGUAUAAAUAUUGAAAUAAAAUACACUUUUUCAA